AUGCAGCAGGAAAAGGCAGCGUGGGAGCUGUACGCUAAUAUACCCGACCCGCUUCAUUGGGUUGCGUCCAUCGGCGACCAUGUCGCCAUUCGACAGCUCGUCAGUGGCAGUGAUGGAGCAAAGAUGAUUCCAAGGAGCGAACAAGACUCGUCGGCGAGGACUCCCUUGAUGAAAUCUUGUUUCUGGGGGAAAGGCACAGCAACGCAACAGCUGAUCGCUGAAUAUCAUCAGAAACCUCGUCCUGAACCGCUGCAGAUCAAUCAGGAAGGGCAAAAUGUCUCAUGCCCAUCGACUUUGCAUGACGAUUCUGGCAUAGCAGGGGGAAACAUGCAGACCGUUCGAAUGAUGCUCAAGAAACAUGGACUGGACGUGAGUCAUCGAGACAUCUCGGGGAAGAACGUCCUGCACGUUGCGGCACAGCAUUGUCAAAGUUCAAUCCUCAGCCUGCUCCUGAAACUCGGACUCGACGUCAACUUGCAAGACAAGCAUGGCAGAACUCCUCUCCACCUCGCAGCCUCUCUUCAUUCAGCGUCCCUACACUCAGUCUUGUCGUCAUCGGCCACCGGGACAGGCAAAUUCAAGAUGGUGAAGCUCAACAGACCUCCCUUGCCUGGCGUCAACUUUCCUCUGCCGGUCAACAAAGGCAAGAACCUUGUGGACAUAGAGAAAGAGUACCUACGAACGUGGAAGAAGACGGAUGGAAUCAGGCCAUUUCCAUUGGAGGAGCAGAUCAAGUGCUGCAGCGCCCUUUUGCAUGCGGGUGCGGAUCGACAGAUUGCUGACGAGCAGGGUUUGAAGCCGAUUGAUCUGUGUAACAACAAGGAGGAAUCCUUGACCUCGAUCCUCAAACCGGAAGAAGCUGAGCCAUGA
Molecule: messenger RNA, 870 nt
Organism: Guillardia theta CCMP2712
Lineage: Eukaryota; Cryptophyceae; Pyrenomonadales; Geminigeraceae
Exons: 7
Coding region: 1-870 (289 amino acids)
Molecular function (GO): protein binding
Source: RefSeq, a predicted model, not a curated record